Hevea brasiliensis (rubber tree) is the source of this 1755-nucleotide messenger RNA. Its product is annotated as transcription factor MYB83-like. The record is from RefSeq and is a predicted model, not a curated record. Lineage: Eukaryota; Viridiplantae; Streptophyta; Magnoliopsida; Malpighiales; Euphorbiaceae. The transcript is spliced from 2 exons. The coding region runs from base 155 to 1204 and encodes 349 amino acids.
AUGAAGCCUCCUCUCUCUCUCUCUCUCUCUCUCUCCGGGAUGCAGACAUAUCAUUUAGCUAUAUAGCUUUCUCUUAUCUCCAUCAAGCAAGUUAAAAAUUAAAAGAACAAAGUUUUCCACUAGAUCCAAUCCAAAAGUAGCUAUUCUAAUAGCAAUGAGAAAGCCGGAUCUAAUGGGGAAAGAGAGAGGAGUGAACAAUAACAAGGCUAAGCUUAGAAAAGGGUUAUGGUCACCUGAGGAAGAUGAGAAGCUCAUCAAGUACAUGUUAACUAAUGGUCAAGGUUGCUGGAGUGAUAUUGCUAGGAAUGCUGGCUUGCACAGAUGUGGAAAGAGUUGUCGUCUUCGUUGGAUUAACUAUUUGAGACCUGACCUCAAGAGAGGUGCUUUUUCCCCUCAAGAAGAAGAGCUGAUUAUCCAUUUGCACUCCAUUCUUGGCAACAGAUGGUCUCAAAUUGCGGCUCGUCUUCCUGGAAGGACAGACAACGAAAUAAAGAAUUUUUGGAACUCCACGUUGAAGAAAAGACUCAAGCUUAUUAGUAAUAACAAUCCUUCCACAAGCUCACCAAAUAAUGAUAGUGAUUCCUCAGUGCCUAGAGAUCCUGUCAUAGGAAAUAUCAUGCCUAUGCACAAUGAUGAUCAGGACCUAAUCGCCAUGUGCAUGGACUCAUCUUCUUCAUCAUCAGCAUCCAUCCAAGCCAUCGUUGCCGGCGGUGGCAACCAGUUCGAUCCUUUCUUAAUCCUUAAUAAUUAUCAGUUCGACGGGACCGGGGCUGCUGCUCUAUUUGACAUGUCUACAUGCUUAACUCAGGUGGGCAUGGGAGAUGGAUUUUAUGGUGAUUGUGGGAUUUUAGAGAAUCAUCAUAAUAAGAUUGGGAUAGAAAGGGACCUUUGUGUUCCUCCACUAGAGAGUAGUAGAAGUAUUGAAGAGGAGGAAAAGAAGAAUAAUAAUAAUGCUGUAACUAAUCACAGCAUUAUUAGCGUGAAAAGCAAUAUCAACAAUAACAUCAACAACCACUUGAACAAUAAUAAUUCUUGCUUCAAUAACACUGAUCAUCAUCACCAUCAUCAGAACUUAAAAGUAGAGGACAUGUUUGGGUUUGAAAAUCAUUGGCAAGGAGAAAACUUAAGAAUGGGAGAAUGGGAUUUGGAGGGUUUGAUGGAAAACAUUUCUUCCUUUCCUUUCCUUGAUUUCCAAGUUGAAUAAACCUGCCACAUUUUGAGCUCUCUCUUUCUCCUUCUCUCUCUCCCCUUAAUCCAAGAAUGUGCUAGGAAAUUUUGGGCAUGCACAUUCUUUUUCAAAUCAGACACUACUGCAUUCUUCUUCUUGAUAUCUCUGAAACCUUUCUUUCUCAGCCAUAUAUACUAUUUCUUUAAUUUCUUUGUUGUUGGUCAGAUGAUGAAUCUGCAAUAAAAUAUUGCGAAGUGGAGAAUAUAUAUAUAUAUAUGUAUUGGGUGGGUAUGUAGAGAGAUUCUCGUAUACGAUGGAGUAGUAGUUUCAAUUUCUUUGCAAGAGGCAAAACCUUGGAUUCAUUUCUUGGGGUGCAAUAAUCAUCGUUCCCUAUCAAGAGAAAUGUGAAUAGAAUAGGAGAGAAAGUGUAUAUGAGGAAAUAAAAGAUUAGUUGGCGAUCCCAAUUGUAGUUACUUUCUUGUACAAACAAGGAAAUAAUGAAGAGGGUCCAUGUUUUUAGUUAAAGAUACAAUACACGCUUUGUAAACACUCACUAAUAAGAAAUUUCAUGCAAUAUUUUCUCUUUU